This is a messenger RNA of Labeo rohita (rohu), 4590 nucleotides long. It is a transcript of the gene map3k1, whose product is annotated as mitogen-activated protein kinase kinase kinase 1, E3 ubiquitin protein ligase. The record is from RefSeq and is a predicted model, not a curated record. Lineage: Eukaryota; Metazoa; Chordata; Actinopteri; Cypriniformes; Cyprinidae. Gene Ontology annotation, molecular function: protein serine/threonine kinase activity; zinc ion binding; ATP binding. Gene Ontology annotation, cellular component: cytoplasm. Gene Ontology annotation, biological process: protein phosphorylation.
UUCAGGACAGAAAAUGGCGACGGCGGGGAGCCGGACGUCGUCGUUAGGCGGAUUAUUAGACUCCAGUAGCGGCACAAACGUCGGGAACGGACUUCAGGGCAGUUCCAACGGCUCCGCGCUUUCGAACAGCAGCGGGAAAGUGAAGAGAAAUGCCGGGGAGAGUUCACAGUGGAGGCGGAAAGUGAGGAGUGUGGAUCUGGAUAAAUGCGAGAGCGGGACUGCAGCGCUGCACUUCCUCACGGUGUCCGGUCCCGGCUCGAUCCAGACCGCCUUACUGCAGCAGAGCCUCGCCGACCCGCCGCUCAGCGACAAAACAAGCAAUAAUCUGUGUAACAGUGCUCAGGAAUGGAUGAAAAGCUCUUUAAAGAGCAGCAGUGAGAGUCCGAGCGCUGAUCAUGGAGGGGCUGCUGUGGACCUGAACGCUUCACACAACAGUCGGGACAUGGAGAACAAGGAGACUCUGCGCGGGCUGCAGAAGAUGGAGGACCGGCCAGAGGAGCGUUUGAUCCGAGAGAAGCUCAAAGCCACCUGUAUGCCCACCUGGAAGAGCGAGUGGCUGGAGAGGCGGAGCAGGAGAGGGCCAAUGGUGGUGAAGCCCAUUCCUCUGAGAGCUGAUGGCACUGAAGCCGGAAGCGACAGUCACAGUUCAUCUUCCUCUCAAAGCAGAGGUCAUCGCAGCCCUUCACCUGGACCUUCCUCCUUCUCAGCCGCCUCUUCCUCCUCCUCAUCGUCCUCCAAUAAGACCACUGGGAAGCCUGAUUCUCCUGGUCUGCGCAGACGGAGAGGAUCCCCAGUGCCUAGCGGCAGGGUGACGCCCCCUCGGAGAGCUCCCUCUCCUGAUGGCUUUUCCCCGUAUAGUCCAGAGGAGACCAACCGCAGGGUCAACAAGGUCAUGAGAGCUCGCCUAUACCUGCUGCAGCAGAUAGGACCCAACUCAUUCUUGAUUGGCGGAGACAGUCCUGACAACAAAUUCCGGGUGUUCAUUGGUCCACAGACGUGUAGCUGUGGCCGAGGGACGUUCUGCAUCCACGUGCUCUUUGUCAUGCUCCGAGUCUUCCAGCUGGAGCCGUCAGACCCUCUGCUGUGGCGCAAGACCCUCAAAAACUUUGAGGUGGAGAGCUUGUUUCAGAAGUAUCACAAUCGGCGCAGCUCGCGCAUCAAAGCUCCUUCACGCAGCACCAUCCAGAAGUUUGUGUCUCGCAUGUCCAACUCUCACACGUCAUGUGCCUCUAGCGCCUCCCCUUCCAGCAAUGAAAGCAGUAUGAAGGAUGAGGAGGAGCAGAUGUGCCCUAUCUGUCUGUUGGACAUGCUAGAUGAGGAAAGUCUGACGGUGUGUGAAGAGGGCUGCAGAAACAAACUCCACCAUCACUGCAUGUCUAUAUGGGCCGAGGAGUGCCGGAGAAAUCACGACCCGUUAAUCUGCCCUCUGUGUAGAGCCAAGUGGAAGUCUCAUGAUUUUUACAGUUAUGAAGCACCAUCUACAGUGGAAAGCACAACAAACCGCUCCCAGAGUCAAACAACUGGUUCUUCUUCAACGUCUUCAUCUCAUCACACUGAGAGCUCGAGAACGGGCCAGGAGGGCAACUUCUCUCUCCCACAAUAUGGAGUUCAGCACAUUCCACAGACGUACUCAGAGCUCGCCGAACCCUGGAUCAAGGUGUUUGGUUUGGAGCUGGUCGGCUGUCUCUUUUCCCGAAACUGGAACAUCAGAGAAAUGGCUCUUCGGCGGCUGUCACAUGACGUGAGCGGCGCCCUCUUGUUGGCCAACGGCGAGCAUUCAUUGGCCGGAGCGAGUGCAGGGGCGGGGCUAGGAACGGCUGCAGAGGAGGUGUCCGGAGACGUGGUGGUGGAGUCCUGCUGUAGCGUGCUCUCCAUGGUCUGCGCUGACCCCGUCUACAAAGUCUACGUGGCAGCACUGAAAACCCUGCGAGCGAUGCUGGUCUACACCCCCUGUCACUCUGUGUCAGAGCGGAGUCGAUUACAGCAGCUGCUGCGGCCCGUAGUGGAAACCAUCCUGGUCAAGUGUGCAGACGCUAACAGUCGCACCAGUCAGCUGUCCGUCUCCACUCUGCUGGAGUUGUGCAAAGGGCAGAUGGGGGAACUCGCUGUGGGAAGAGAAAUCCUCAAAGCAGGCUCUAUUGGUAUUGGUGGAGUUGACUAUGUCCUGAACUGUAUCUUGGGCUCUAAAACGGAGGCCAAUAACUGGCAAGCACUGCUGGGUCGACUGUGUCUGAUCGACAGGCUCUUACUGGAGUUUCCUGCUGAAUUCUACCCUCACAUUGUGUCAGGUGGAGACUGCAACCAGACCCAAAACAUUGUGGAGAGGUACCAGAAGCUGCUGCCUCUUCUAAGUUUCGCACUGCAGUCCAUUGAUAACUCUCACUCCAUGGUGGGUAAACUCUCUCGUCGCGUCUUCCUGAGCGCUGCCCGUAUGGUAGCGCGUGUGCCUCAUGUCUUCGUUAAGCUCCUGGACAUGCUCAACGUCACCAGUUCCACUCAUUACGCCCGCAUGCGUCGCCGUCUUCUGGCCAUCGCUGAGGAGAUGGACAUCCUGGACGCCAUCCACCUGGGACUAGACGACCUCCAAACCGGGCACAGUUCGCACUCCAGUGCUUUCCUCGAACCCUCAGCCCCCCAUAACUCCCCAUGCACGACUGAAAGAAACUCUCCCACCCAUGAUCUACAGCAGGCCACCACCAAGGUGGUGCUUUCAGGUCAAGCCAGUUCAGCUCCUGUGGACGAUAUAACAGAGAGACUCUCAAACGUCGUCACGAGCCCUUCAGAGUUUCCAAAGCCCCCCGUUCAGGCCCGAAACAGACCCGCGAGUCAGUGUUUGAACUCCCCGUCUUCCAGUCAUCCCCCGAGCCUUCCUUCUCUGUCCAUGGCUAACGCCUCAGCCUUCCCUCCAGAAAACCCCAAAGCCCUGCCACAGAGUUUUAUGCCUAACAAACUCACCCAGUCCUCACUGAGUGCCCAGCGCAAGCUGCCACUGCAGAAGGGUUUAAGCGGAGGCGUCUGUAGCGGCGUUAAGGAGCUGGAGAAGCUGCCUUCGCCUGUGUUUACCCAAGCUCGGCCGCUGCCCUUGAAUCAGAUCCACUGGCCCAGACCCUCUCGGCCCUCUCCCGCUGCCUCAUCUGACGGAGCUAAAGCUUUAACCCCAGCGACAAAGAGCAAUAUGAAACUGGACCUUCAGGAGGUCAGGUCCAGAGACAACGUGGGCUGCAGCGGCGGAUCUGCUCUCAUUCCCAGCGAGGAUUCGGUCUUCACCCCAGUGGAGGAGAAAUUCCACGGGCUGGACGCCUCGGUUGAUCUCAGCUCCAGCAUGGAGGACCUGUUGGAAGCCUCCAUACCUGCGGCAGACAGCACGGUCACCUUCCAGUCCGAAGUGGCAGUGCUGUCUCCGGAGCAGGCGAACACGAACGACGACACGUACAGCGAGGACGUGACCCAGAACCAGAAGUGCAAGGAGAAGAUGGAAGCUGAGGAAGAGGAGGCGCUGGCUGUGGUCAUGGCGAUGUCAGAGUCGCAAGAUGCCCUGCCCGUCAUCCCGCAGUUACAGGUGGAAAAAGGAGAGGACGUGAUCAUUAUUCAGGUGGAUACACCAGAGACUCUGCCUGGUCAUACCAAAGCAAAGCAGCCAUACAGGGAGGGCAUGGAAUGGCUAAAAGGUCAGCAGAUUGGCCUGGGUGCCUUUUCGUCAUGUUACCAGGCUCAGGAUGUGGGCACUGGCACUUUGAUGGCUGUCAAACAGGUGACGUAUGUGAGGAACACCUCCUCUGAGCAGGAAGAAGUGGUGGAGGCACUACGAGAGGAGAUCCGCAUGAUGGGUCUCCUCAACCACCCAAACAUCAUCCGAAUGCUUGGGGCAACCUGUGAGAAAAACAACUACAACCUGUUUGUGGAGUGGAUGGCAGGUGGCUCCGUAUCUCAUCUCCUAAAUAAGUAUGGUGCCUUUAAGGAGGGUGUGAUCAUCAACUACACCGAACAGCUCUUACGAGGUCUUUCCUACCUCCACGAAAACCAGAUCAUCCACCGUGACAUCAAAGGUGCCAAUCUACUAAUUGACAGCACGGGCCAGAGGUUGCGUAUAGCUGAUUUUGGGGCAGCGGCACGCCUGGCUUCGAAAGGCACCGGUGCAGGGGAGUUUCAGGGUCAGCUACUGGGAACCAUUGCCUUUAUGGCUCCUGAGGUGCUGAGAGGGCAGCAGUACGGUCGCAGCUGUGAUGUCUGGAGUGUGGGCUGUGCUAUUAUCGAGAUGUCCUGUGCGAAGCCGCCCUGGAAUGCAGAGAAACACUCCAACCACCUGGCGCUCAUUUUUAAGAUCGCCAGCGCCACCACAGCGCCCACCAUCCCGCCCCACCUGUCUCCAGGCCUGCGGGACGUCACCCUGCGCUGCCUCGAACUUCAGCCCUCCGACCGGCCGCCCUCCAGAGAGCUGCUGAAGCAUCCCGUCUUCCGCCACAGCUGGUAGACCCGCCACAGCCGCGAGACGUCAGACUACUGAAGGCCACGUCCGGCCUGUGCCUCAUACUGCUGUCACGUGUUCCUAGUGCAAGUUAUUCUGUCUUUCUCUUGCCUGAACAAACAAAA